GCCCUAAAAGAACAGUAAUUUUCCCCAUUAUCUCUAACCAGCGGUCGGUGAACCUGUGUCUAAACACGAGAUGUGACUCUCCGCAGGGAUAGUUUCUCAGUGCGCGAGCGACGUUCGCUGCGGCACUCUAUAGAUAAGAAAAAAAAAGUAGCUUGAUGAGAAUCCAAAGUAGUGGAAGUUUGGAGGGGACGCCAUCUUGGUCCCAGCUCUCCACGUCCCCAACACGGACUUGUUUUCAGCAGCUUACCACGGCAGGGGUGAAGGCCUCGGAAGGCACUAUGGAUGAGCUGCACAGCCUGGACCCCCGCAGACAGGAACUACUGGAGGCACGUUUUAUGGGUGGGGUCAGUGGCAGCACAGGUGGGAGCACUUGCAGCACAAGCGGAGGAACCAAAGGACUGACCAACAAUGAAUGUUCAAAUCAUAGUUUUGGAAGUUUGGGAUCCUUGAGCGACAAGGAGUCAGAGGGUUCUGAUGUAAAAAGAGGCAGUUCUCCUGCAUAUUCGACUCCAGAAAAAAAGCAGUCGGAAACGACCAGAGGCAGAAAAAGGAAGCCAGAGAUCCAGUCAGAGAGCAGCCAAGGAAAAUCAGCUGUGCGAGGACCCAAAAUAAGUGAUUAUUUUGAUUUUCAUGGAGGGAAUGGGUCCAGUCCUGUGAGAGGUCUCCCUCCAAUGCUCCGCUCACCACAGAACUCACAUUCCCAGUCAGCUCAGGGUGUUGCUGUUAGACAAAAUAGCUCAUCUCCUACUAAUAUGUCUUUUGGGGACCAGAUGACAAACCCAAAACAACUAUCUGUCAAAUUAGUUCAGACCGAUCUUACAGUUGUAAAAUUGGCUGCGCUUGAAAGUACGAAGAACUUGGACCUUGAGAAGAAGGAGGGUCGAAUAGAUGACCUACUAAGGGCAAACUGUGAUCUCAGGAGGCAGAUUGAUGAGCAGCAAAAAUUACUUGAAAAAUAUAAGGAACGAUUGAAUAAAUGCAUCACCAUGAGCAAAAAGUUGCUCAUAGAAAAGAGCACCCAGGAGAAGCAGGCCUGUCGGGAAAAGAGUAUGCAGGAUAGAUUACGUCUGGGCCAUUUCACCACAGUUCGACACGGGGCCUCAUUUACAGAGCAGUGGACAGAUGGCUAUGCCUUUCAAAACCUCGUCAAACAGCAAGAAUGGAUAAAUCAGCAAAGAGAAGACAUCGAAAGGCAGAGGAAACUAUUAGCAAAGAGGAAACCUCCAUCCUCUAGCAACUCCCAAACACCUACCACAAACUCAGAGCCAAAGCAACGUAAAACCAAGGCGGUGAACGGAGCAGAAAGUGAUCCCUUUCUAAAACCCAGCCUACCUCAACUGCUGACUCUAGCAGAGUACCAUGAACAGGAAGAGAUCUUCAAACUGCGACUGGGACAUCUGAAGAAGGAAGAAGCUGAGAUCCAGGCUGAGCUGGAGCGCCUGGAGAGAGUCCGCAACCUUCACAUCAGGGAGCUGAAGAGAAUAAAUAAUGAAGACAGCUCCCAAUUUAAAGACCACCCCACUCUAAAUGAACGGUAUCUGCUCCUACAUCUCUUGGGGCGUGGGGGCUUUAGUGAAGUUUACAAGGCUUUUGACUUGAUUGAACAACGAUAUGCGGCUGUGAAAAUUCACCAACUUAACAAGAACUGGAGGGAAGAGAAAAAGGAGAACUAUCACAAACAUGCAUGUCGAGAGUACAGGAUACACAAAGAGCUUGACCAUCCUAGGAUCGUUAAACUUUACGACUACUUCUCACUGGACACAGACACGUUUUGUACCGUCAUGGAGUUCUGCGAGGGAAACGACUUGGAUUUCUACUUGAAGCAGCAUAAGCUAAUGUCUGAGAAAGAGGCCCGGUCUAUAGUCAUGCAGAUAGUGAACGCACUAAAAUAUCUAAAUGAAAUCAAGCCUCCCAUCAUCCAUUAUGACCUUAAACCAGGGAACAUCUUGCUAGUGGACGGCACAGCCUGUGGGGAAAUAAAAAUCACAGAUUUUGGUCUCUCCAAAAUCAUGGAUGAUGACAACUAUGGCGUUGAUGGGAUGGAUCUGACGUCGCAGGGCGCGGGGACCUAUUGGUACCUCCCUCCUGAAUGUUUUGUGGUUGGUAAAGAACCCCCAAAGAUCUCCAACAAGGUGGAUGUCUGGUCAGUAGGAGUAAUCUUUUUCCAGUGUCUUUAUGGACGAAAGCCUUUUGGCCACAACCAGUCACAGCAGGACAUUCUGCAGGAGAACACUAUUCUCAAAGCUACUGAGGUCCAGUUUCCUGUAAAGCCAGUUGCCAGUAAUGAAGCUAAGGCCUUCAUAAGACGCUGCCUGGCAUACCGGAAGGAGGAUCGAGUCGAUGUUCUCCAGCUGGGAAGCGACCCCUACCUGCUCCCUCAAAUGCGAAGAUCGAGCUCCUCUGGAAACCUGCAGCUGAGUGCUGCUAGCGCCGGCUCAGCCUCUUCCAGUCUCAUUUCAUACUGACAGUUUUAAACUUUCUAAGAAAAGCAAACCGACAACUGAAGUUGGAGCUGUGAGGCUCAUUGGGACAGGAGCAGCAGGAUGCGAGUGUGAGGAUGUUUAUCUGCCUCCUCUGACCUGCAUCCGGAUUCUUCCCUUCACAGAGACUUUAUCAGUGGAAGGAUGGAGAAGUGUCUCAAAGAACAUGCAUAAAAGGAUCGUUAGUUGUGGGAAGGGGGCUCCCAAAAAAAAAAAAAAAAAGCACUGAAACCAUAUCUUGAAGAAAACGUUACUGGACACCCUUAGAGAGGAUGAAGACGGCUGGAGCGUUCAGUAGCGGAAUGGAGAUUCGGCUCUGUGCCAUUUAGAUUUGAUAAAGACUGUCCUGCCAGGAUGCAAAUUAUACAGCUGCUAGAAGUUAAUUUACUGUGAGAAGAAGUUGGUCAUUGUUGAGUAGAAUUGAAGAAAUUUCACUAUUGAUUUGGAUAAUUUUGUUUUUUUUCUCCCACAAACGCUAGGCUUUAAUUUGAGUUACUUAGCCAUGGGAAUGUGUAGCAUAAGUGGCAUCUAGUGUCAUGUAGGCUGGAGGAGCAUACUUAAGUGCACAAAGUAACCAAAUGUAGAAAAGUGAUGUAUAAAAAAAAACCCUAUGCAGGAAUAUUAAUUAAAAUAUAAAUUGGAAACUGUAUAUGCUGUAUAGGUGAAUUUUCAAAAUUUGAGCUGCAGCAGUUAAAAGUUUUCCUGACAUAAAAUAAGUUUCCUGGAGUUUUUUUUUUUCAUUUUGCUGCUUUGCUGCUCUUACUUUUUCAAGGGCUGUAUGUUCCACUUUGGGUACAAGUUGUACAGUUAUGCUUAAAAUGAAUAAUAAAUUCCAGGAACAGUUUUUCUUCCCCUAAUAAAUGUUAUAACCAAUUUUCUCUCUCGAAGCAAAACUAAACUACAAUUUUAAAGUGAACUUAGAUGUUUUUGAAGUGUUUGAUUUCCUUAAUUUGAAAAAAAUAUGAACAGCUAAUGAAAACCUAGUUUGGUUUCUUGUAUUACACACGCAGGUCUGAGGAUUUUUAAUGUGGAAAUGUCAGCCUGCUGAAAAGCAGUCCAACACAAUUGGUGACAGUGUGCAUAUAUGAUGGAUAUCCCAAAUGCUUUGGGUAUCAAUUCCAGCUGGGUGAAUGAAACUAUUAUCCCUUCAAGGCUUUCUGCAGAACUAUUUUUUUUAACACAAUUCUUCCAAUUAUUUUCCAGUAGUAUGCUCGCACACUGAACAUUUCAAGCACUCAGCUUCUUUAGCAAUAAACUUAUAGCAGUUCCUGAUGGGUGGUGUCGGCAGCCGAACACUAACAGAAAAAGAAAAUGCUUUUAACCAAAUUAUGUGUUUUUUCUGAAAAACUUUGCCACUAUGUUCAUGGGCAACAUCACCACCAUCUGGUUUU
Molecule: messenger RNA, 3871 nt
Organism: Cyprinodon variegatus (sheepshead minnow)
Lineage: Eukaryota; Metazoa; Chordata; Actinopteri; Cyprinodontiformes; Cyprinodontidae
Gene: tlk1
Product: tousled like kinase 1
Biological process (GO): chromosome segregation; peptidyl-serine phosphorylation; intracellular signal transduction
Cellular component (GO): nucleus
Molecular function (GO): ATP binding; protein serine/threonine kinase activity
Source: RefSeq, a predicted model, not a curated record